GAGAGAGGGGGAGGGCUGGAGUGGAUGUGUGAUUCUCCGCUUCAUUCUUCUCCUGCCGUAGUUAUGGAUAUGGAGUCCUCAUAUGAGCAGUGACAGUGUGAACAGACAGCAGACAAGAGCGUCAUGAGCACUGAGAUCUCCGAAAAAGCGCGCAGUGUUCUGCAUGAUGCUGGGGAGGAGAAGGAGGUGAAGGAUAAGAAGACAGCUGUGAAGGAGGAGCUGUCUGAGGAGCAGGAGCUGAAGGAGUUGAGAGCUCAAGUGCUACAGCUUCUGCUUGAGCUGGAACAAACUCGAGACAUUUCUCAGAAACAUGAGGAGAGCUUCCUGGAGCAGCAGGGUCUUCUUGAGGAUGAGCGUUUAGCUAGUGCUCAUCAGGCAGAGGCCUUCGCAAGACAGAUCCAGCACCUGCAAGCCCAGCUUCGCUCUAUUCAGGAGGAGAUGGACAGUCUAGAGGAGGAGAAGGAGAGUGAGCUGUUGGAGGCACAGGAGGAGCUGCGGACAGCACAGGAGGAAGUGCUGGUGCUGCAGCAGGCGGCGGAGGAAGCUGCGGCUGAACGGGAGAACGACAUUGCCUGUCUGCAAGAGGAGCUCUGCAGGUUACGAGCUGAGAUCUCUCAAAUUGAGAACACAGGACAAGAGUAUGAGCUGGAGAUCGUAACACUCAGAGCAGAAAUCGAGAUGAAGAGCCAAAGACGGCAACAGCAGAGGAGGGAGGGUGAUGUGGGUCAGCUGAUGGAUGAAUAUAACAGUCUAAAGGAGCAAUGUCACUCACUGCAGCAUGAAAACACGAGGCUGACAGACAGACUACAGCUGCUGCAAAGGAAAAGUUCAGGUGGUGCAUUCCUCACUCUUAAAGAGGAGCAGGAAGAGAUAGAGGAAGGAAAAGACAUGCAGUGCGGCACAGAAACAGAAGCUGGAAGCUCCUAUAUGAGCGUGAAUCAGAUGAGCUCCAGCAGCAGGCUGGUGGAUGCUGGGAUACAGAAGAACAUCUCAUUUGAGGGCAAACCUGUCACCCCUACCAGCUGGACGGGAGGAUUCUCAGAGAUACUCUCCCUGAGAGAUCAGCUCAAACAGACUGACGAGAAGGCAACAUAUGUGCAGAGAGAGUGUGAUGGACUAAAGCAUGAACUACAAAAGCUGCGGAAAAUGUAUGAAACCAGUCAGAAGGAGCGAGCCGAGCUGGAGCUGGAGUUGUUACGCUGCAGGGAGGAGCUGGAGAAUGCUGCUGACAGCAAAGAGGAAUGAUGCUGAUAAUAACUGUUGAUUUGUUGCUGGUGGUCUGAAAUGUAUCCUAGAGAGCAGAGGGUACCAUCUGAAUAUAAAACAAUUGAUUAUGUUUUGUCUGAGUAAUAAACUAAUAAAACGUGGAUAUUGGAUGUUAUUUACAAUGUUCUCUGAUGUACAAAUAAUUAAGUCAUUUUAAGCUCUAUAAAGAUUUGACUAAAUUAAAAUGUAUUUUGUGUUUUUAAGGCAACAUGUUGUUCUUUAUUUAUGUUGACAAUUUAAUAUAAUAAAAUAAUCUUGCUAUGAUUGAUUGAGUGAUCUAGGGAAAUGAUAAGGAUUUAUUCUGUGCAGUGAUAUACACAUUGUUUUUUGCUCUCCAAGCAAUGACCUUUCACCUUCUGUAUAGUACUCUAAUAAUUUGUAUAUUCUCAUAUAUUUCUAAUUUAAUUUAGCAAAUGUUUUAAUGAUGUUUGGUUCAAGUCAUUUAUUCAUUUAGCUUCUGAUUGUCUUGUGUUUUAAGAUUAUUUUGUAUAUUUCGAUAAGCAUAUAGCCAAUUAAAUUAAUUUGUUAAUUAAUUGAAUUGAAGUGUAAAAAGUAUUAAUUGCAACAGACCAAUAGGCCACAGUUGAGGCAAUCUAAAACAAAAAAUCCUUACACAAGACAAUGGACAAUAUACGGCUGUAUUUAAUUUAUACAUUCAUAAAUGGGUGUUAUUGUGCUGUUAUUCUCAAAUCAAUAUGUGAAAUGAACAAAGUCAGUGUCCUUUUUUAUUGUGAUUUAAAUGAAUACUUCAUCUGGUUAUUUGAUAUAUGGUGUAUUUUAUUAAUGCCAUUGAGUGUCAAUAACUGCCAUAAACUGUCCAUCUAAUUUUAAAGUUAGCUGACAGAAGUUCAGUAUUUUUUUAUGAUGCAUGUUACAGCAUGUGGCAACACUAUAAAGUGCCAUAUGAUUGUAUAUAGAUUUCUACAUUGAUCUAAGAAGAAUGUGUUCAUAUUUGAACUUCAUGUCUAUACAGAGAAAGAGAUGUAUAAUUUGAAAAUGUAUCUGGAUUUCUGCAUAUUGCCCCUAGAAUGUAAGCUCAAUCUCGUUUUAGAAGCUGCAAUAUUUAGGCAAAGGAAAAUAUAAGCUGUAAAUACAGGACUAUAAAGGAAAAUCCCACAUGUCUCUGAGUCAUGCUGGCACCAUGCCAUAAAACAUAAAAACCUGACCUCCGUGAAGUUGGAACUCCAUGUAUUUAAAUAAUCACCAAAACUAUUCCAUUCGUUUGUGCUGUUUGUUCCGCAAAAACGUUGUAACUAUUUCUCUUUCUUGGAUAUAUCAAGAAUGUUUUCAGGAGCGGAGACGUCAUUCUCCACCCCAUGUUGUCUAAAUCGCUCCAAACCGGUGUUAUUUGUUUGUGCUCGAUUUGUGCCAGUUUGUGCUGUUGAAAAAACAACCUAACUAAUUCUAUUACAUAGAAAUAACAACAUGAUCUCCCGGAUCUGUGACAUCAGUCAUGCAUUUACCUCAUCUCGUCCAAUGCGCUAAUUUUCUGACUCGUUCGUUUGUGCUCGCUCGGUGCAGGUUUCUUACCAUUGCUAUCAUUGUUUUUUAUUUUUUUUAUAUUGACAGUUUGAUCAUUGGCAGUAACUUCAAGCUUCAAAUCCAAAUCACAUAUGCACAUAUACCCAUUAAACUCUCCGUGCAAAUCACAUUUUCAAGCCAAAUUAACCUGGACAUGCAUGAAUAUGUUUUCUUUGCUGAACACAAAGCUGAAUUAAAAAAAAAAACAUAGAUUUAUGUUUCAUAUAAAUUUUAUUAGCCUUAUAAAUCAAUUAAACAAAUUAACCAUUUGAUAUUAUGACAUCACAACAAAUAUGAAAUGUUCUUAAAAAUAUCCCUUUCAUGACAAAAGUCUCGUUUGUGGAAUUUACAUUCUAUGUGUUCAAAUAAAUAUAUUAGUGUAAUAUGUUUGUAAUGUUUGUAAUAUUCUAACGUUGUAAUAAUUCUGACCUAUAGACAUGAAAUCAACUGUAAAACACUCAGAAUAUUAUUCUACAGCACAAGACUUGUUUUUUGGGAGAAAAUGUUCAGUAUUUUAUAAAAACCUGCACAAAUCGAGCACAAGUUUGGAGCGAUUUAGACAACAUGGGGUGGAGAAUGACGUCACCACUCCCAAAAACAUUCUUGAUAUAUCUAAGGAAGGGAAAUAGUUACGUUUGUUUUAAUGGCACAAAUGGGCACAAAUGUUCAUUUUUGCAGCACAAAUCAGCACAAACAAACGGAAUAUUUUUGGUGAUUAUUUAAUUAUAUGGGGUGCCAACUUCAUGGAGGUAAAAAAAAAACCUGUUCAAAAAUACAGAAUUUCCUUCAUUCGAGUCACCUGCUGUUUCUUUUCUUUCUCUCUCUCUUUACUUAUAUGCUUUGGAUCAUUGUUACAUGACCCACAUUUAACACAGUGUUACAGUUCCUGAAAUGCAUUCAGGGCUCAAGCUCUUUGGUUUGUUUGAGGAUUGAACAGAUGUCCAUCUGAACUUUUUUUUUUUAAACUAUUUUGUUACCUUUUCCAGUCACAUGAGCUACAGCAACUAUUUUUCUGAUACAAUUUAAUGGUGUUACUGUACUUAAGCAAUAUGGAUUUUUGCAUUAAAAAAGGUGUUCAAAGUGGCCACAUUCUUUUUUUUGUUUUGUUUUUGUUUUAUGUUAUUAUUAUUAUUAUUCAUCUUUACUACAGUAUAUCUCCUAUAUGCUACUAUAUGCUGUUGUGAAGCAGCCCUCCUGGUGUUCAACUAUAAUCUCUACAUUUGUUUUUAACAGACAAAUCCAGUGAUGUUUCAACUCUCUGAAACACACAUACUACAAAAAAGAACAACAUAUCUCUUCUUGAACUCUAAUUUAUGUGAUGACUAACAAUGAAAUUGUCUUUGCUAUGAACACAAGGAAUUGUCCAGUUUAUAGAAUUAUGGACAAACAGAAAGUACCAUUAAGAGUUUGUUUUAGUGUGUGCACUGUUUCAAAGUCAGUCUAUUCCUGAGGCAGAUGAAAAUGUAUAGCCGUUGUAACAUUUUAUGAACCUUAUAAAAUAUAUAUACUAAUAAAAGUCUUUCUAAAAACAUUUAUUUACCCAGCCUGACUCCAAGUACUGUGUAUUGUACAUUAUUCAGGAUUGAUUUUUGAAACUAAAAUGUCUUGUUCCAUAAUAGAAAUGUCAUCAUUAUAACAUAAGUGAAAUUCCAAUUUAUGCUUUUCCAUAAUUUUACUCUUAACUGUAACUUGACAUUUUUAGGUUGUAUUUCAAUGACAUAAUAAAGUAUUCAG
This is a messenger RNA of Xyrauchen texanus (razorback sucker), 4521 nucleotides long. RefSeq names its product coiled-coil domain containing 136b (gene ccdc136a). The coding region runs from base 124 to 1245 and encodes 373 amino acids. NCBI's taxonomy places the organism in Eukaryota, Metazoa, Chordata, Actinopteri, Cypriniformes, Catostomidae. Gene Ontology annotation, biological process: acrosome assembly; single fertilization. The transcript is spliced from 8 exons. Gene Ontology annotation, cellular component: acrosomal membrane. The record is from RefSeq and is a predicted model, not a curated record.